AUGGCCUCCGCUGCUAGAACUGCCUCCCGGGCCUUCCUUCGUUCCACCCCGGCCACCUCCUUCCGACCUGCUGCCCGCAGCACACGCUUUGCUCUUCCCUCCCAGGGCUUCCGUGCCUCGUCCCGUCGGGGCUAUGCCUCUGAAGCUGGUCAGGGCAAGUCUUCCAAUGGCCUUCUUUGGGCCGGUAUCGCCGCUGCUGGUGGUGCUGGAGCAUACUUCUACCUGAAGGGUGGCGACUCUUCCAUCAACUCCAAGGACUUUGUCCCUUCGCAGAAGGACUACCAGGCUGUGUACGAUGAGAUUGCUCGUCGCCUUGCCGACGAGACCGACUAUGAUGAUGGCAGCUAUGGACCGGUCCUUAUUCGACUGGCAUGGCACGCAAGUGGUACCUAUGAUAAGGAGACUGGCACUGGAGGAAGCAAUGGCGCCACCAUGAGAUAUGCCCCCGAGUCCGACCACGGCGCCAAUGCCGGUCUGAAGGUCGCCAGGGACUGGUUGGAGCCCACCAAGGCCAAGUUCCCUUGGAUCACCUACUCUGAUCUCUGGACCUUGGCCGGAUCUUGUGCCGUCCAGGAGCUGGGUGGCCCUACCAUCCCCUGGAGACCUGGCCGUCAGGACAGGGACGUGGCUGCUUGUACUCCUGAUGGACGGCUGCCCGAUGCCUCCAAGGAACACAAGCAUAUUCGCGACAUCUUCUACCGCAUGGGAUUCAACGACCAGGAGAUUGUGGCUCUGAUCGGUUGCCACGCUCUGGGCCGUGCUCACACCGACCGGUCUGGCUAUGAUGGCCCCUGGAAUUUCAGCCCGACUGUCUUCACCAACGAGUUCUUCCGACUCUUGGUUGAUGAGAAGUGGCAGCAGAAGAAGUGGAAUGGCCCCGCCCAGUUCACCGACAAGACUACUGGGACCUUGAUGAUGCUUCCCGCCGACAUGGCUCUGAUCAAGGACAAGGAGUUCAAGAAGCACGUCGACCGCUAUGCCAAGGACAGCGAUGCGUUCUUCAAAGACUUUUCCGAUGUUUACGUCAAGCUCCUCGAGCUGGGUGUUCCCUUCACGAGCAAACCUGAGGAUCGCUUCGUGUUCAAGCCCUCCGAGUAA
Aspergillus tanneri is the source of this 1098-nucleotide messenger RNA. It is a transcript of the gene CCP1, whose product is annotated as peroxidase. Gene Ontology annotation, molecular function: peroxidase activity; heme binding. Gene Ontology annotation, biological process: response to reactive oxygen species; hydrogen peroxide catabolic process; cellular response to oxidative stress. NCBI's taxonomy places the organism in Eukaryota, Fungi, Ascomycota, Eurotiomycetes, Eurotiales, Aspergillaceae. The record is from RefSeq and is a predicted model, not a curated record. Bases 1 to 1098 code for a protein of 365 amino acids. The transcript is spliced from 2 exons.